Messenger RNA from Diospyros lotus (date-plum), 1458 nucleotides. RefSeq names its product ribonucleoside-diphosphate reductase small chain A. Gene Ontology annotation, molecular function: oxidoreductase activity. Lineage: Eukaryota; Viridiplantae; Streptophyta; Magnoliopsida; Ericales; Ebenaceae. The transcript is spliced from 9 exons. The record is from RefSeq and is a predicted model, not a curated record. Bases 1 to 1053 code for a protein of 350 amino acids. Gene Ontology annotation, biological process: deoxyribonucleotide biosynthetic process.
AUGGGCUCUCUGAGAAAUGGCGUAGGGACUGAACUACACGAACACGGAGAAAAGCCAGAAGAAAAUGAAGUAGAAGGAGAAGAACCCAUAUUAAGGGAGCAAUCACAGAGGUUUUGCAUGUUCCCAAUUCGAUACCAACAACUUUGGGAGAUGUACAAGAAGGCCGAAGCCAGUUUUUGGACCGCUGAGGAGGUGGAUCUUUCCCAGGAUCUCCACCAGUGGGACUCUUUGGCUAACACUGAGAAACACUUCAUAAGCCAUGUAUUGGCAUUUUUUGCUACAUCUGAUGGGAUUGUUUUGGAAAACUUGGCUGCAAGAUUCUUGAAUGAUGUCCAAAUUCCAGAGGCACGGGCAUUUUAUGGAUUCCAAAUUGCGAUGGAGAAUAUACAUUCUGAGAUGUACAGCUUGCUUUUGGAAACGUACAUCAGAGAUUCAAAGGAGAAACAUAGAUUGUUUAAUGCAAUUGAGAAUAUUCCUUGUGUUGCUCAAAAAGCUAACUGGGCUUUGAAUUGGAUACAAAGCUCCACCUUUUUUGCAGAAAGACUUGUUGCCUUUGCAUGUAUCGAAGGAAUAUUCUUCUCAGGGAGCUUUUGCGCCAUUUUUUGGCUUAAAAAGAGGGGACUCAUGCCAGGAUUGACAUUCUCAAAUGAACUUAUUUCUAGAGAUGAGGGUCUCCAUUGUGAUUUUGCUUGUCUACUAUACAGUUUGUUACAGAAGAGGCUGCCAUGGCAAAAAGUCCAUCACAUUGUGCAUGAAGCUGUUGAAAUUGAGGUUCAGUUUGUUUGUGAAGCUCUUCCAUGUGCAUUGAUUGGGAUGAAUUCAACCCUUAUGAGCCAAUAUAUAAAGUUUGUUGCUGACCGUCUUUUGGUUGCUCUAGGGUACCACAAGAAGUACAAUGUUGAAAAUCCUUUUGAUUGGAUGGAAUUUAUUUCCUUACAAGGAAAAGCCAACUUCUUUGAGAGAAGGGUGGGUGAUUAUCAGAAGGCUUCUGUGAUGCAAGGCCUACAAGAUGGUGCAAAAAAUUUUGUCUUCAAACUUGAUGAAGACUUCUAGCUAGUAAGCAGAUUCAUUUUUGGCUCCUUCCAAGUACCCCCAUUAGUUGCCAAAACAAGGCAUCCUAGUUUUGUCAUCCUAGCCAUUACUUCUUGUGAAAUCAUGAUGUUUAUUCCAAGCAUAAUAACACUCAGAUGCAGCUCCUUGUCUAAAUCAUGAUGUCAAAGCAAAAAGAUGCUUAAUUGUACUUUUACUACACAAAUUCAGGCUUUUGCUGAUUGUAAACUGGUGUUUUGGUGCCAUUGGUUCUUUCCUGCCGCUUCUAAUGUUUGUCGUAUAUUGGGAAAGGUAUUAGGUAUUAAUCUGUUUGGAUCCUUGUUAACUUAGGUAUUUAAUGUUGAUUAGCGUGACAUCCCACCUUGAGGUGGGGGGAUUUGGAGUGGUUCAAAUGGCAUUUUCUUUGCA